AUGGCUCCUCCAGUCUGGACUCUGGUGCUGCUGGUGGGGGCCGGCUGGGGCCAGGGCCACAUCCUGCCCCUGUCCGCUGUUCUCACUCAGUGUGACUUUGAGGAUAACUCCAACCCCCUCUGUGAUUGGACCCAAGGGUCCACAGAUGACGGGGACUGGACUCGAGCCAGUGGACCCUCCCCCACCGGCAGUACGGGUCCCCCCGGGGGCUACCCCAACGGAGAGGGCUACUACCUGCACAUGGCAUCAAGCACCUUCCACCAGGGCGGGGUGGCCCGCCUACGCAGCCCCCCCAUAUGGGAGCAAGGCCCCCUCUGCGUGCACUUCGCCUACCACCUGUUUGGGCUUUCGUGGGGCGCCCAGCUCAAACUACUGCUGCUCAGGGACACCAAGAAGAAGCGCCCCAGCCUGCUCUGGAAACAUACUAACACCCAGAGCCCCUCCUGGAUUCCCACCGCUGUCACCGUGCCUAUGCGCCUUGCCCUGCCCAGUCAGGUGAUGUUUGAAGGAGUGAGGGGCAGCACGGCUUCCCUGGACAUCGCUCUGGAUGCCAUCUCCAUCCAUAGGGGCUCCUGCAAUCGGAUCUGCAUGAUGCAAAUGUGCAGCUUUGACAUUCCAAAUGAUCUCUGUGGCUGGAGCUGGAUCCCGACAGCCUCUGGGGCCAAGUGGGUCCAGAAGAAGGGGUCGUCCGGGGUGCUGAAAGUGGGGCCUGAGGACGAUUUCUCUAGCCCUGGUGGUGGCUUCUACAUGCUCCUGGACCCCAAGAAUGCAAAACUGCGGCAGAAAUCUGUCCUCCUGAGCCCCCUGAGCCAGUCCUCUGGCUGUUUGAGCCUGUCCUUCCACUACAUCCUCUAUGGCCAGUCACCUGGUGCAGCCCUCGCCAUCUAUGCUUCUGUCUUGGGCAGCAUCAGGAAACACACUCUCUUCUCAGGACAACCUGGACCCAAUUGGCAGCCUGUUACUGUCAAUUACACAGCCCAGGGAGAAAUUCAGUUCACUGUGGUGGGUGUGUUUGGAGAGACCCCAGAGCCAGCUGUGGCAGUGGAUGCGAUCAGCAUUGCUCCCUGUGGGGAGAGCUUUCCUCAGUGUGACUUUGACGAUGAUGCCCAUCCCUUCUGUGACUGGGCCCAGGCAUCAGGGGAUGGUGGACACUGGACCCGGGGAAGUAAAAAUAUGCACAUGCAGGGUACAGGCGCUUUUGGAGGUUCCCCUAAUGGAGAAGGUCGCUGUAUCUAUGUCCAGGCUGACAAGUUCUCUGAGGCAGGCCAGUCUUGCAGACUGGUGAGCCGGCCCUUCUGUGCCCCGAGUGCGAUCUGUGUGGAGUUUGCUUACCACAUGUACGGCCUAGGAGAGGGCGCUAAACUCAAUCUCCUGCUGGAGAGUCCCGCAGGCAGUUUCCCGACUUCUCUCUGGCACCGCGUUGGGUCUCAGAGCCCCGACUGGCUGAACACCUCCGUCACUAUCCCUUCGGGGCAUCAACAGCCCAUGCAGCUGAUAUUGGAGGCCAUCAGAGGGACCAACACUGCCUUUGUUGUCGCUGUGGGUUUUAUCUUGAUCAAUCACGGGACUUGUAGAGGAACUAUGCCAACAGUGCUUCCUUCCAAAUCUCCAGUUCCCCCCACCGGCCCUUCUGAAACCCUUGUCUCCACAGAAAAACCUAGGACUCCCACAGAAAAACCUACAGUCCCCAAAGAAAAACCUAUGACCACCACAGAAAAACCCACUGUCCCCAAAAAGCCCACUAUUCCCACUAAAAAACCCACUGUCCCCACUGAAGAGACCACUAUCCCCUCUGAAGAGACCAUUGUGCCCUCUGAAGAGACCACUGUCCUUCCCAAAGAGCCUACCAUCUCCACUGGAAAACCUACCAUCCCCACUAAAAAGUCCACUAUACCCCCUGAAAAGCCCAGUAUCUCCACAGAAAAGCCCACUGUCCACACAGAAAGACCUACUGUCCACACUGAAAGGACCACCAUCCACACUGAAAGGUCCACUGUCCCCACAGAAAAACCCACUCUGCCCACUGAAAGGCCCACCAUUCCCAUAGAAAAAUCUACCCUUCCCACAGAGAAACCCACCACCCCUACUGAAAAGACCACCAUCUCCACAGAAAAACCUACCCUUCCUAAAGAAAAACCCACCGUCCCCACUGAAAGGCCCACAGUGCCCACAGAAAAACCCACUGUCCCCACUGAAAGUUCCACCAUCCCCACAGAAAAGUCUACCCUUCCCACAGAAAAACCCACCAUCCACACAGAAAAACCUACCCUUCCCACAGAAAAACCCACCGUCCUUACUGAAAGGCCUACCAUCCCCACAGAAAAACCUACCACCCCUACUGAAAAGACCACCAUCCCCACAGAAAAACCUACCCAUCCCACAGAGAAACCCACCAUCCCCACAGAAAAAUCUACCCUUCCCACAGAGAAACCCACCACCCCUACUGAAAAGACUACCAUCCCCACAGAAAAACCUACCCUUCCUAAAGAAACACCCACCGUCCCCACUGAAAGGCCCACAGUUCCUACAGAAAAACCCACUGUCUCCAUUGAAAGGCCCACCAUCCCCACAGAAAAACCUAUCCUUCCCACAGAAAAACCUACCAUCCACACAGAAAAACCUACCCUUCCCACAGAAAAACCCACCAUCCCCACUGAAAGGUCUACAGUUCCCACAGAAAAACCCACUGUCCCCACUGAAAGGCCCACCAUCCCCACAGAAAAACCCACCAUCCACACAGAAAAACCUACACUUCCCACAGAAAAACCCACCAUCCUUACUGAAAGGCCUACCAUCCCCACAGAAAAACCCACUGUCCCCACUGAAAAGACCACUGUCUCCACUGAAAAACCCCCUGUCCCCACUGAAAGGCCUACCACCCCUACUGAAAAGACCACCAUCCCCACAGAAAAAUCCACUGUCCUCACUGAAAAGACCACCGUCCCUACUGGAAGGCCUACCGUCCCCACAGAAAAAACCACCAUCCCUACUGAAAAACCCACUGUCCCUACAAAAAACCCCAGCAUCCCCACAAAAAUAUCUACUUUUGCCACUGAAUGGCACACAGUUCCUACAAUACCCCAGCCGAGCCCAACACUUGUACCCAUUGGGCCAACAGUCUUGGUGAUGCCUUCCACUGCUCCAAGUACCUCCACGACCGCUACAACCCCUGGACGCACUCCAGGUAUGUGACACAGCAUCGAACCGACAGCAGAAACGAGGUGUCCCCCAAAUGCCCACUAUGAGCGCUGCACCUGCCCAGCAUCCUGUGAGAGACCCAAGCCCAACUGUGGGCCCCUCUGCAAACCUGGCUGUGUCUGCAAUUCUGGCUUCUUGUUUCGGGGAUCCCUCUGCAUCAAUGCCUCGUCCUGCAAUUGCUUCUACAACAACAAUUACUAUAAGCCUGGGGCAGAGUGGUUCAGCUCCAACUGCACAGAACGUUGCCGCUGCAGGCCUGGCAGUCGGAUGGAGUGCCAGAUCUCUCAGUGUGGGACUCACACAGUGUGCCAGCUGAAGAACGGCCACUACGGGUGCCAACCCUACGCAGGCACCGCCACCUGCGCCGUCUACGGAGACCCGCACUAUCUCACCUUUGAUGGAAGACACUUCAACUUCAUGGGCAAAUGCACCUACGUCUUGGCCCAACCUUGUGGCAACUCGACAGAGCCAUUCUUCAGGGUGGCGGCAAAGAAUGAAGAUCGAGGACAGGAAGGCCUGUCCUGCCUGAGCAAAGUCUACGUGACCCUGCAUGAGAUCACCAUCACCCUGCUCAGGGACAGGCGCACGCUGGUUGGGGGGAAGCAAGUCUCUCUCCCAGCGGUACCUUCUAAAGGAAUCUUCCUGGCUUCAAGUGGGCGGUUUGUGGAACUGCAGACGGCGUUUGGUUUGCGGGUGAGAUGGGAUGGCAACCAGCAGCUGUAUAUAAGUGUGCCCAGGUGCCAGAAGAACCCCACAGUUCCUCCCUCGUGCAAGUCAGGCUUGCAGAACAGUCUGUCGGGACUACAGUUCUGUGGACGGCUCUUGGACACCCGCGGAGUAUUCAGGGCAUGUCUGCCUCACCUCAAGGCCUCCUCGUUCUUCAAGAGCUGCACGUUUGACAUGUGUAAAUUCCAGGGGCUGCAGCCAGUGCUGUGUGCCCAUAUGGCAGCCUUGACUGAGAUCUGCCAGGAUGCUGGCUAUGCCGUGAAGCCUUGGAGGGGACCCCAAUUCUGCCCAAUGACCUGCCCGCCCAAUAGCACGUACACGCUGUGUGCCAGGGUGUGCCCCGCCACCUGCCAUUCUGGGUUCUCUGGCAUGGCCUGCCAGAACCGGUGUGUGGAGGGCUGUGAGUGCAACCCGGGCUUCGUCCUCAGCGGUCUCCAGUGUGUCCCCCACUCCCAGUGUGGGUGCCUCGAGCCCACAGUGGGCUACUUCAAGGUAGGGGAGCGGUGGUUCAAGCCAGGCUGCAGACAGCUCUGUACCUGCGAGAGCAACAAUAAAAUUCGCUGCACACAGUGGAGGUGUCAGGCCCAGGAGGUCUGUCGUCAGCAGGAUGGCAUCUAUGGCUGCCAUGCCCUAGGGGCCGCCACCUGCACCGUCUCAGGGGACCCCCACUACCUGACGUUCGACGGAGCUUUGCAUCACUUCAUGGGCACCUGCAGCUACAUCCUGACCAGGCCUUGCCAGUCUAGGUCCCUAGAGAACUACUUCAUCGUGAGCGCCACCAAUGAGUUUCACGGUGGGAACUUGGAGGCCUCUUAUGUCAGAUCCGUUCACCUGCACAUCUUCAACCUGAGAAUCUCGCUCAUCAAAGGCCACAAGGUCAUGCUGAAUGGUCGCCGAGUGGCCCUGCCUGUGUGGCCUGCACAAGGCCGGGUGAGCAUAAGGCCUAGCGGUUCCUUUAUCCUCCUCUACACGGACUUUGGGCUUCAAAUUCGCUACGAUGGGAAGCAUCUGGCCGAAGUGACAGUGCCCUCCUCCUAUGCUGGCCGGCUCUGCGGGCUGUGUGGCAACUACAACAACAAUAGCCUGGAUGACAAUCUGCUCCUGGACAAAAGGCCUGUGGCCAGCUCGGAUGGCCUGGGCGUCGCCUGGAAGUUCCCUGAUUACUCUGAAACAGGCUGCUUUGCUAAGGGUCCGAAGCCCUCCAGAUGCCAGGAGAACAGAGGGGCAAACAGCUGGGAAAAGAACUGUGAUGUCUUAAUGGACCCUCAGGGACCCUUCUCUCAGUGCCACGGGGUGGUGCCUCCCCAGUCCAGCUUCGCCAGCUGUGUGUAUGGCCAGUGUGGGACCAAGGGGGACACCCUGACCCUGUGCCGCUCCCUGCAGGCCUAUGCAUCCCUGUGUGCCCAUGCCGGCCAGGCCCCUUCCUGGCGGAAUGGCACCUUCUGCCCUCUGAAGUGCCCGUGCAGCAGCAGCUACAGCCCCUGUGCCAACCCCUGCCCAGCCACCUGCCUCAGCCUGACGGCCCCCAGAGACUGCCCAGCAGCACUGCCCUGUACGGAGGGCUGUGAGUGCCAGAAAGGUCACAUCCUGAGUGGAACCUCCUGUGUGCCCCUCAGCCAGUGCGGCUGCGUCGACCAGGAGGGCUACUACCACCCGGUCGGGGAGAGAUGGUACGCGGACCACACCUGUUCCAGGCUCUGCACCUGCUCCAUUCGUAACGCCACCUCCUGCCAGCAGGCCGCCUGCAAGCCUGGCCAGAUGUGCUGGCCCCUGGAUGGGCUGCUACGCUGCCGGGCUUCAGGUAUGGGAGUGUGCCGUACCUCAAACCACUCUCAGUACCUGAGCUUCGAUGGCACUUACCACACCAUCAGGGACACCUGCACUGGUAUCCUGGUGAAAGUGUGCCACCCCACCAUGGACCUGCCUUUCUUCAAGAUCAGCGUCAAGUAUGGGAAGAAGAGAGGCCAGUCCGCUGUUUCCUACCUCCACCAGGUCAACGUUGACUUCUUUAAUACCCUCAUUACCUUGAUAAAGGACCACCGUGUGCUGAUCAACGGCACACAGGUCACCUUUCCCUUCGCCACCGAGAUCCGAGGGCUCAGAAUCAGUAUUGUUGGCAACAGCACCGUACUAAUUUUUAACACCGGGGUCCAGGUCAAGUUUGACGGCAAAGAUUUCUUUGAGGUCCAGCUCCCUGCAGCCUAUUACCAAAAGGUCUGUGGCUUGUGCAGAAACUUCAAUGGUGAGGAAGAGGAUGAGCUCAUGAUGCCCAAUGACGAAUUAGCCCAGAAUGACGCUGAAUUUGUGGAGAGUUGGCAAGAUAAGGAGUCUCACCCAAAUUGCCAAAAAGAGAGCCAGGAGACCCAAGCAAUACAGCUGGAGAAUCUAAAUAUAGGCUGCAGGAGAGAUGACCUAGUGAGAGCCCAGGAACAAUGCCAGGCGGCCUUUCAGACUCCGGCCUGGACUGAGUGUGCCACCUACGUGUUCCUCAAGCCCUUCCUGCUCAAGUGUAUCCACAACCUCUGUCAGUUUGGAGGCCUACGCCAUGCCCUCUGUGGAUCUCUGGAAAACUUCGCAGUCGCCUGCCGGGCCCGGGGGCUCCAGCCCCCAAUCUGGAGAAACAGCAGUUUCUGCCAAGCAUCCAGCUUUGUGGCCAUCCUGUUGGGGAUGCUCGUGCCUGUGGUGGUCAUAGUGCCGGCAGUGACCUGGGAAUGUGUUUCCAGGAAGAGGAGGAGGAGGAGGGCAGUGCAGUGGCCCUUCGAGGUGAAGGGGGGGCGGUACGUGGGGCCCUAA
Messenger RNA from Puma concolor (puma), 6717 nucleotides. NCBI's taxonomy places the organism in Eukaryota, Metazoa, Chordata, Mammalia, Carnivora, Felidae. The record is from RefSeq and is a predicted model, not a curated record.